This is a messenger RNA of Magallana angulata, 2585 nucleotides long. Its product is annotated as insulinoma-associated protein 1a-like. Bases 389 to 1612 code for a protein of 407 amino acids. Gene Ontology annotation, molecular function: RNA polymerase II cis-regulatory region sequence-specific DNA binding; DNA-binding transcription repressor activity, RNA polymerase II-specific. Lineage: Eukaryota; Metazoa; Mollusca; Bivalvia; Ostreida; Ostreidae. The transcript has a single exon. The record is from RefSeq and is a predicted model, not a curated record. Gene Ontology annotation, cellular component: transcription repressor complex; nucleus. Gene Ontology annotation, biological process: regulation of cell cycle process; neuron differentiation; negative regulation of transcription by RNA polymerase II.
ACAAUUAACAAAGAAAAUUGGUAUCAGAAUUUGUGAAAAGAGAGCGCUUCAAAACAAAGAGGGUACCGCUCAAUGGCUGGGUUUCGUUGGGGGCGUGUCUGGUGUAUGAAUAUUCAGAGAAAUUCUCUUGGUCUUAGCGUGCCUAUAAAAGGCAAUGUGAUGCUAUUUCUGCGGGUUUGGUCAAUAACUAUACAGACUGAGAUGAACUGUAGUGAUUUACAUUACAGAACUUGAGAACAAAGCAAACAAUAUUUUUAACUUUUUGAUACAACAAAGUUAAAUUGGCCAAAUCCCCCUUUCGAUAACUUUUUUUCGCAAUCAAACUUUGAUGGUAACUUUGGAAUUUUGAGGACUGUGAAGAAAUAAGCCUCCUUCUCAGUUUCUCAUCAUGCCCCGGGGAUUUCUCGUCAAAAGGACUAGCCAUGGAGGAGCAGCAUCGUACCGGGAGAGGAGAACGUCCGAGGAGGACCGGUUGGACCUGGAGGCGGACAUGACAAGGUUCGGAUCUCCGGACUCCGGAUAUUGCGCAAGUCCUAUAAACUUCUCCAAGGAUAUAGAAAACAAUAAUUACGAGAAGCCGCGGUCCUCUCCCCUCUCUGUGAGUACUCAGCAACUUUAUUUUUCAAGUUUUGAGCAACUGAGUGUUAAUUCUCCAAAUAACGAGAAUUCGGCACCCAAACCUGUAGACCAAAGCAGUCCAAACAAGAGAAGAAACGAAAACAAGAACAAACCUAUGAAAAAACCAAAGGCGGCCCGAAAAAUCAACUUUGAUGAGGACACGACGUCCCCUGUCUCGGGCUGUAUCAUUAAGCACGUUUCUCCCGAGGACGAGGGUACGGUUAUUUACCACGGGGACAUAGACAGCACGUACAACUUCGUAGAAGCAACUCCAGAGGCGCGAGCCGAGCUGGAAAGAAUCGAGAACAAGAUUGGCGACUACAUCUGCCAGUUGUGCAAAGAAUUUUACGAGGACGCGUUUCAGCUGGCCCAGCAUCGGUGUUCCCGCAUAGUGCACGUGGAGUACCGGUGUCCAGAGUGUGGCAAGGUGUUCAACUGCCCGGCAAAUCUUGCGUCCCACCGAAGAUGGCACAAACCGAGACCAAGCCCGGCAAGUUCCAGGCCGAGCGCUCCUGCCAAAAUUCUUCCCUCAAACCAGAAUGAAAACAACGCAAACACGAUGGAACCCAAGAACGACAACUCCAUGUUCUUGGUCCCGACGGAUCUCAGUGUCUCCAACGCUGAGGGACAGUUCAAGUGUGAAACGUGCGGCAAAAAGUUCCGCCGCCAGGCUUACCUGAGGAAACACAGACAAGUUCACAACGAUUCCGGACAGAUCGCACGCAACGACAAUUCUACACGACCCGAAAUCCUGCACAUUAGCAACAUGAACGAGUUGUCCAACAAAGAGUCGCUGCGUCGCGAUGUCGUCUCGCCACAGAACGCCUUUGAGAGUUUGCAGACGAGAGUUGCCGACAUGUACGUGUGUAAGUACUGCGAGAGUUCGUUCAGCAGUUCCCCCGGGCUGACCCGUCACAUCAACAAAUGCCACCCCUCCGAGAACCGCCAGGUCAUCCUACUCCAAAUGCCCUCCACCCUCCCCCGCCACAUGUAGAUUAGGACCACGCGGUGCCUUGACUCACCGUCCGUGCCUGACCGCUAGAAAACGUAUAUAUUUUUGAUGAUGAUCUUUUGAAUUGAACGUUUAUGUGCAGAUGUGCCUUCUUAAACGUUAAAUGUGUGAGUGCUGGUUAAAACAUUAUUUUUUUAAAGAGAGAUUUUUUUUAUUUACAGGUAUAUGAAUUUCUUGACAAUUCUGCCAUUUUAAAGCAUUUAGAUGUACUUAUAUUAUACAUUAUAGUAAUAUUUUCCUUUAUUAUGCGAGUUUUUAAUUUUAUCCAUUUUAUUUCAGAUAUUUUAUUUUUACACAAAGGUGUUUUGAUUUGUGCAAUGUUAUAUAAGAAGUGCAAUAUAUAAGUGCAAUAUCUUAUUUUCAUGUCUUAUAAGUGCAAUAACCCUACAAGUGCAAUAUUACAGAGAUACCUAUUUUAUUACAUAUUGAAUGUUGUAAUGAAUUGUGAUAGAUUUAUCUGGCUUGGCCGGGCAAGUGCAAUAUAACUUAUUUAUUUAUUUCUGUCGUGUUUAGGUUUAGUUUUAUUUAUCAUUUUAAUGCUGUUUUCUCUAGACAAAAAUAAUUUCUGGCUUCAGACGGAGUUCGGACUAUUUUUUUGUUGUUGAGAUUAUCGGCUUUUUGUGUUGUGAUUUACUUUUGAUUUGCUUUUAUAAUUUUAUAGUCAUUUUUAUUUAUUUACAAAGCAACCAUUUUGGCAUGUGAUAACAGUUCAAGAUUAUAUAUUAUUUUCUGUUAUAUUGAGUUCAUAUUAUUUAUUUUCUUGCCAUACCUAAGAUUACAGUUUAUGUUUAGCUUUGUUAUUUUGUGAGUUUUUUGUUUAUAAUUUAAAAAAAAUGAUUUUGAGAGAGAGAGAGAGAGAGAGAGAGAGAUUGAUUGCUUUUCAUAAUCAUCCAUUGUGACCUUUGUACCUUGUCAAUGAUGCGUUGUUACUUAAUAAAGAUUGAUACUGACGAAA